Molecule: messenger RNA, 4247 nt
Organism: Gigantopelta aegis
Lineage: Eukaryota; Metazoa; Mollusca; Gastropoda; Neomphalida; Peltospiridae
Product: RNA-binding protein 5-like
Exons: 23
Coding region: 139-2811 (890 amino acids)
Biological process (GO): mRNA splicing, via spliceosome
Cellular component (GO): nucleus
Molecular function (GO): RNA binding
Source: RefSeq, a predicted model, not a curated record
UGUUGUAGUUCCGCCAUUUGCAUUGGUGUUUUGAUGCUGUGUUGCGAAUUGUGUAAUUUGCCUUAAAACAAACAAAACCCCACCCAAAGGAAGAGUACAAACGGUAAAACAAGUCUCACUGAAGCAAACAAAUCGAUCAUGGGGGAUGGUGCGUUCUGCUCAAGUUACGUUCCUGCAGAGUAUGCUGAUCCGUACGCUGAUGAAGCAUAUGAGGAACAUUCCUAUGAAGAUGAUAGAAAUUACGAGAGACUGACAACCGACCAGGAGUAUGACCGUCGGUACAGUCGCGAUAACGAAGACAGACACAGGGAUAGUAGCGGAGAUUGCUAUGGUGUGGACAGAAGCAGCUAUCGCUAUGGAGAUGGUUGCUCAAGUUCUGGCUAUGCUGGAGACGAGGAGUACAGUCGAGAUAGAGAAAAGUCACGAGAGAGUAGAAGUCGACAUGACGGACACCGAGACAGACGGCGUGAUCGUGAUCGUCGGUAUGAUCGUGACCGAGACAGCGAUGGGGGACGAUCACGUGACCGACCACGUGAGAGAGACCGAUCACGUGACACACGCAGCAGAAGUCCAACAAAGUCUGAUGAUUCACGCAGCUACGAGAAUGGUCACUUGAGUGAUGACCGGGACCCGCGUGAUGACCGUGGUGGUGAGAAGUGGGUUACACUGCAGCCAACACAGACCGUUCUGCUGAGAUUCCUGCCUCCAACUGUUGAUGAGAAGGAUAUUCGUGCACAACUCAUGAUGUUUGGGGCUCCCGUUAAAGAUGUCCGAUUGAUGCGCAGAAGUUCAGGUGCAUCCCGAGGGUUUGCUUUUGUGGAGUUUGAGAACAUAGCCGACUCCCAGCGCUGGAUGGACUUGAAUCAGGGUCGACUGAGCAUCAUGGACCACCACAACAUCACGAUGCACUACAGCACACCACGCACGGGGCACGAGAAACUACAGCAGAAAAGUGAUUGGUCGUGUAGCAAGUGUGGUGUUCACAAUUUCAAAAGAAGAGACUACUGUUUCAAAUGCAACACGUCGAGAGAUGAAUCUGAGAAAAACCGAGGUGAAGAAGGCUAUGACCAAGUGGGCUUGAAUCCUUGCAACACUCUUCUGUUUCGAGGAUUGGAUGCCUUGACAACUGAAGAAUCAAUACUUCAGGGGCUCUGUGCAAUUUCUACACUGAAUCCAAAAAAUGUACAUGUUAUACGUGACCCGGCUACCAGUGUGUCGCGAGGUUUUGCCUUUGUCGAGAUGCUUUCUGUCGCAGAUUCCAAAGUUGUUCUUGAUUUGUGUACAAAUCCAGAAGCACCAUUAGAACUCGAUGGGAAGCAGAUCAUUGUGUCAUACGCCAAAAACACUUUCAAUACUGUCAUGGCAUCUAUUGCUGCAGCUACUAAUGGAGGUGCACAGAGCGAGUAUUACCAGUCAUUCUUCCCGGUGGGGGAGUAUCCAGCAAACUACGAGCAGGCGGGUUACUAUGACAGUAACGGCCAGUAUUACGAGGGUCACUCGUACGAGUACUCACAGUAUUACGGGGGCCAGUACGGGCAGGUGUCCACCGCUGGCUCAACGUCUCAAACACAGAUUGAUUCCACGAAUGCUGCUGCUGCUGUUGCCCAAGCUGCCAUUGCUCAGGCCAAUGCUGCUAAACAGUACCAGAAACAAUUAACAGAACCAGUGGUUCAAGCACCACCUACCACAGCUGUAACCUCGACAGCUACAACAACAACUACCCAGGAAUAUACCAAAUAUCCUGCUCCUGAUGUGUCUACAUACCAAUAUGAUGAGUCAUCCGGAUACUAUUUUGAUCCUACCACUUCCUUGUAUUAUGAUGCCAACUCACAAUACUACUACAAUGCUCAGACGUGUCAGUUCAUGUACUGGGAUGCCGAGAAGAGUACGUACCUGCCAGCCCCAUCAGAAAGUCACACAGAGGAGACCAGUGACACGCCGGGCGUUGACAAGUCCAAGAAGGACAAGGAUAAGAAAGAAAAAGUGAAGAUAGCCAAAAAGAUUGCAAAGGACAUGGAGAAAUGGGCCAAGUCUAUGAAUGCUCAAAAAGAAAUGAAGACUAAAAUUGCUCUACCUUCAUUUGGAAAGAAAGAAGAAAAAGAAUCCGCUACUGCAGAUGCGGGUUUUAACAUUCUGGCCAUGACGAAACCUGGUGGACCAGAAGACAAGAAGUUAAUGCCUCCUCCACCCACUCCUGGUGGUAAAGGAGGCCAGUCUGGGAUUCCCGGCCUCGUGGCGUCCUACGGAGGCGACAGCGAUGAGGAGGAAGACGAUGACGCUGCGGGGGCGGCAGGCGGCAAGCUGGACGAGAGUAAACUCGUCGACUGGAAUAAACUCGCUUGUCUGCUGUGCAAACGUCAGUUUCAGUCCAAGGAAAUUCUUGCUAAGCAUACCCAGUUCUCUGAACUACACAAGCAAAACAUGGAGGCAGUACAGAGUUCAAAGCAAGGACAUGACAAAAUUGAGUAUCGGGAUCGUGCAAAAGAAAGACGACAGAAAUAUGGAGCCGCGUCUCCACCUGAACCACGGAAACGCUACCAACCUCCCACUGAGGAGUUGUACGAGGAGCCGACUAAAGCUGGAAUUGGUGGUGACAAUAUCGGCAGUAAACUGUUACAGAAGAUGGGGUGGGCUCCUGGUGCAGGGCUUGGCAAAGGGAAACAAGGCAUCACCGUACCUAUUGAGGCAAAACGCCGGGUGCAAACAGCUGGUUUAGGAGCCAAAGGUGCCAACAUAAUUCCUGAUGCUGGAGAUACAUACAAAGAGAGUGUGAAGAAAACAAUGUUUGCACGGUAUCAGGAAAUGGAUUGAUGCAUGACUUUCUUUUUGUAUUGUUGGGCAUCGUGGAAACACAUGAGAGUGGAAACAACAUGGCUGUAUCUCGUGAAGACCUCGUCCAUUACCUAUUGUUUCAAUGUUGUAUUCAACAACUGGAAAUUUGCAGUAGUCGAUCAAACAUACCAAAACAAAAAAUGGGUGUUGAUAUUCUGUUGGAAAAUAAUGUUCAUCUGUUGAAAAGUUGGUGUUUGAUGAGAUUUUAAGAUUGGUCUGCUCAAUAGGUGAUGACAGUGACACACAUCGGCAUCAAGCCAGUUCCUACUUAAAGAACACUUUCUAAGUGUACUUGAAGAAUUAAAAACGUUUACCUGAGAAAUUGUAAAAAGUCUGCAUGAGAGAUUUUAAAAUCUAACAUGAGUUUGAAUGAUGCAUUACAAAUACAAAUUUUUACCAUCAAAUAUGAAACUUUAAUCACAUACACACAUUAUUUUGUUUGGAGGUCAUCAAGCAAUAUCACUAAAAUCUUUAAGUAAACAAUUUGGUGUAUGUUAUAAACUAUGGCAUAUUUUAAUUGGUGUAAACAGGAAGUUGUGACAUGAUACUUCAAACUGGAUGUUCACCUGUAUAAAUCGGUGUACCAUAGACAUUAGGAUGUGCAAUGAAUCUACACUACCAACAUGAAUUGGUGUGCAUUUGGAUGUUUUGACUGAUAUGGAUUGGUGUACAUUGGAUAUUAGGACUAGUUACAUACACAUUGUAUGUUGGUUCAGUAUGAAUUGGUAUGAUGUGGAUUAAUUUCCACUAUGUUGUAUGAAUGUGUACAGUAGAUGUUGGGACCUGUAUGAAUGUGUACAGUAGAUGUUGGGACAUGUAUGAAUGUGUACAGUAGAUGUUGGGACCUGUAUGAAUGUGUACAGUAGAUGUUGGGACCUGUAUGAAUUGGUGAACAUUGGGUGUUGAGACUUGUAUGGAAUGGUCUAUGCUGAUGUUGUGUGUAUAAAUCUACUGGGCGUUGAGGAGUGAAUUGGUGUACAUAGGGAUGCAAGGAUUUGUGUGAAUCUGUGUCAACUGAUGGGACCAGUAUGAAUUGUGUACACUGGAUGGUUGUACACAUGGUUUUACAUGUGGAUGUUAGACGUCCAUGACUGAAACUAUAAUAAAGAAAUUUGGAUAGGUUCCUUUACAGUCAAAACUGAAUCAAAAAGUGUAUUGUAUACCAAACUUAGUUUUAUCGGAAAAAAGUGCUAAAACGUUUCUCUCUUUUUUCCAUCCGUUUCUUUUCUUCAUUUUUUCUUCUUUUUUUCUUUUUUGUCCCUUUAAAUUAGUUCAAUAGUAAAGUUGGCUGUACAAAAAAUGUUGAAAUGAAGAUCAUUACUUUACUUACAAAUUUUAACUGUUUUUGCUGUUAUGUAAAUUUUUGAAGGAACCACGUUGGAUUACCAUCAUGCAAAAUAAACCAUUUUCAAAAA